AUGGGCGACACUGCCUCUACCGUCGGGACGCUCAUCGUUCCGGCCAUCGUCGGACUCGUCGUCUUCCUCACCCUCACCUACAUCCUCCUCCCUGCAUGGCGCCGCUACUCCUCCCGCUACUCCCAGUACCUUCCCAUCAACUCCUUCUCGGAGCACACAUCGUCCUUCCGCGACCGGCUCACCACCCGCCUCCUGUCCAUCGCCAACCGUCGCGAGGAACAGGCGUUUGCCGCCCGAGGCCUAUCCAACGUCAACAUAGACCACAGCGACGAGCAGAUCGACGACGGGGAAGAGCUGGGCGACGUUGACGGCCAGAUGCGCCUCGCCAGCCAUGGACAGAGUGGUGACGGCACCACCGCCGAUGAUCAAUAUACCAAUACGCGGAGAUUGAGCAGAGAGUGA
Messenger RNA from Geosmithia morbida, 402 nucleotides. RefSeq lists its product as hypothetical. The record is from RefSeq and is a predicted model, not a curated record. The coding region runs from base 1 to 402 and encodes 133 amino acids. The transcript is spliced from 2 exons. NCBI's taxonomy places the organism in Eukaryota, Fungi, Ascomycota, Sordariomycetes, Hypocreales, Bionectriaceae.